AUGACUUCCCCUGCCCUUGGCCAAAAAAUGAUGAAUAACGUGACCAUCAAAGUGGGAACACUGUUUGAGUGCGAGUCCAUUCAGGAACACUUGGACUACACGGAGAAACACUUCAUCUACGAUCCAAUAUGGCGGCAGACUGCCAUCGGCUGCACCAUACUCUGCCUUUUACAGAAUAUGUAUAAAUUCAAUGUCACCUACGUUUUCGAGAAUCCAGUUUGGAAUUUGACAUUAAGUCCUUCACUAAGGAAUAUGUCCUAUCAAAUAAGUACCAAAGCUGAUGUCUACACCAGAUCCAUGAGUCUAAGUACUGAGUUUUUGAAGGACUCCUACCCGGUACUUGCUAUUAAUACUUGGCGUUUUGGCUUCCUUCUAAGUCGUAGGGACCAGAAAUUCUUCACCACAUUCUACAGCAAGCCGUUUGCCCGGCCUGUAUGGAACUGCCUGUAUGCCAUGGCUUUUCUCACCAGCAUCAUCUUCUACAUGCUCAAACGAUGGGAGUUCAGCGUGGUCGGUGGGUGGCACUGCAGCUUCGUGUAUGAAUCCCUGGUGAUCAUUGGUGGAUACUGUCAGCAUAUACCGCCAAUAGACACAAGGUUGCCAUCAAGAAGAAUUGCCUACUUCAUCUUCUUUGUGUUCACCUACAUCGUGUAUACGUUUUAUACUUCUAACCUGCUCUCCAACUUGGUGAACGAUACAGAUAAUGAAAUUAAUCUGGAGACACUCGUCGCUACUGAAUACAUGCGUGUUAUUGUCGACUAUAUGAUGAGGUCUAUUGUGGAACGUGUAAGUAUUUUUCUCAACUACGGAGCGAUAUUCGACAGGUUGAUGGCAAUGCGAGUGGUGACGGUCAUCAAAGGACUGGAGGAGGUGAAGACGGGGCGCGUCGCUUUACUCUCUGACUAUACUACCAUAUACCCGUAUAUGAAAAGGGCAUACGACAACGAUGACAUUUGCAAGUUGGUCUCAGUCGACAUUUUUUCUGGAAUCAAAAAGUACUUCCGUGCUUCGAAAGACUUUGCAUACAAGGAACAAUUUAAAAUUGGCACGCUGCGCAUAAAAGAAUCCGGAAUACUACAGCGGAUAGUAUCAACCGAGUUUGAAGAGCCUAAGUGCACGAAAAGCCACCUCAUACAAAUAUCUAUGCAGCAAAUAUCAAUACCUAUUACUAUACUCGCGUGUAGUUACGUCAUAUCAUUCUUGAUACUUGUCGUAGAAAGAAUUCACUAUAAGAGAUAUGCUGUUUGGCCUUACGUGGAGUAA
Molecule: messenger RNA, 1263 nt
Organism: Spodoptera frugiperda (fall armyworm)
Lineage: Eukaryota; Metazoa; Arthropoda; Insecta; Lepidoptera; Noctuidae
Exons: 8
Coding region: 1-1263 (420 amino acids)
Source: RefSeq, a predicted model, not a curated record